Molecule: messenger RNA, 897 nt
Organism: Ixodes scapularis (black-legged tick)
Lineage: Eukaryota; Metazoa; Arthropoda; Arachnida; Ixodida; Ixodidae
Exons: 1
Source: RefSeq, a predicted model, not a curated record
UUUAGCUCGCUGCCCUACUCUCCGAGGGCCCUGGAAAGGGCUACAAUCAAGGUCAAAGCGGCAGUGGGCCUCUUGCGGAUAGAAUCAUUGACUGCCGCCCAGCAAGAAGAGUGCCGAGCAAGCGAGCCCCCAUGAGCCUCUCCCAUGAUGAACAUUGAGACGGACGCACGGCAUGCCUGCCGUAAAAACUCGUACCAUACAGAUGUCAUUCCCCUAGGCCAGGAGACACACAAGAUCGUAGGAAUUGUACAUAUCACCAAGAAUGAUGUUUCGUCGCAGAAGCAUGAAGUCGUGGGUACGAAGAAGUUGUACGAGUAUUUUGAUUCAAAAGGAAUCGAAUUGAAAGACCACGCCCCUGACAGGAACACCUCCGUCAACAAGAUCAUCCGAGAGAGGAAUGGAAAUACGACGAACACGAACGACCGCUGGCACGCAGCAAAAAGUAUAAAAAAGGGUAUGAUGACCAUAGCCUCAAGACCAAAAAAAAAAAAAAAUGAAGGCAAAACGUGGCAUCAGCAACUCUCGGACAAAUGCCAGCCAGUACGCAACCAUGUCUACUUCGCGAUGGCCACCUGUGGCAGUGAUGCUGACACCCUAGAGGCAACACUGCUAAACUGCGUCAAUCAUUUUUCCGGUGGCCAUCGGUGUUGUGCUUCGGAAUCACAAUGCAAGGAGGUUGGGCACGUUCCGAGUACGCUGCUCGUUAAAGAUCCCGUAGCUCUCGAUCUCUUGACAAUUUUUAUCAAGUCAACGACAGUGUACAAGCACGCACACAAUUUUGUGAGGUCGAAGGACACUUUCUCCGUCGAAUCCUUCAAUAACACGGUACUCAUGUACCUGGACAAACGCGCCCACUACCAGAACGAGACAUAUAAUCUAAGACAGAGCCUCAAGGCC